This is a messenger RNA of Pneumocystis carinii B80, 597 nucleotides long. RefSeq lists its product as hypothetical. Gene Ontology annotation, biological process: protein localization to organelle; intracellular protein transport; Golgi to plasma membrane protein transport. Gene Ontology annotation, cellular component: Golgi apparatus. The coding region runs from base 1 to 597 and encodes 198 amino acids. The record is from RefSeq and is a predicted model, not a curated record. The transcript has 5 exons. Gene Ontology annotation, molecular function: GTP binding; GTPase activity. NCBI's taxonomy places the organism in Eukaryota, Fungi, Ascomycota, Pneumocystomycetes, Pneumocystales, Pneumocystaceae.
AUGUAUACAUUAAUAAAAGAGUUGUAUAAUAGAUGGAACCAAAAACCAGCCUAUUUUAUACUAAUCCUGGGGAUAGAAAACUCAGGAAAAACAACAUUUCUUGAGAAAGUUAAGUCUAUUUAUAAUAAAAGAUAUAUAUUUUCAAGGGAUAAUAUAACAUCUACGGUUGGACAGAAUAUUGGAAAAAUUACAAUUGAUAAAACGAAAAUCCAACUUUGGGAUCUUGGAGGACGAAUAUCAUUAAGAAGUUUAUGGUAUUCAUAUUUUUCAGAAUGCCAUUCUAUUAUUUAUGUAUUGGAUUCAUCAGAAAAAGAAAAGAUCUAUGAAGCAAAAGAUAUAUUUGAAAGAAUAAUUAAUCAUGAAGAUAUUAAAGGAAUUCCAAUAUUGAUAGUAGCUAAUAAACAGGAUAUAUCAGGAUCAUUUACAAUUGAAGAGAUAAAGAAAGUUUUUAAUAAUGUUAUAGAAAGAUUAGAGGAAUAUAAAAAUCAUAUUAUUGCAAUAAGUGCUAUUAAUGGAACAGGAAUAGAGGAAGCAAUAGAAUGGUUAAAAGGUCGAAUGGAAGAAAAUAGGUUAAUACGAGAGCCAAUAUAUUGUUAA